CAGGUGUGGAGCCGUAACCGCUCUGCCUUGGAAUCCGGGGGAGCGGAGCCUGAAGCUGGUUGAAGGGCUCCGGGGCACCCGUACCCCCCAGCGCCUAGCACGGUUACCGACUUGGUGCCUCUGGCCAAGGUGACAGCGCCUUCCCCCCUGGGCCCGGCUGGGGCGGGGCUCUGCGCUCCCGGCUGCACCCCUUAGUUUGGAGGGCUGCCCUGGGGGCUGAGCUGUAAAGUAAAGGGAAGGCUUUGUAGUUCGCCCAGAAAUCUGGAGAAACUUUGGGAAGGCGUCCUUCCUCACGCUGCCACUCCUGCUCCCAACCGAUCUUUUCAAAUGGAGUUUCCUGGAUUUACGAGCGCUUUGUGCUGUGCGUGGCUGAGUUGCUGAUUCCGUCCUUAAGUGAAGCGGUGGUUGGUUGCGGGCCCGGUCCGAGUCACACCUUGUGUUUUGUUCCGUCUGUACCACGAGCGCUAAUAACGGCUUUCUCAGAAGAUAAGCAGUUGGUGAACCUGCUCUAUGACCACGUUGCUUGGCACUUAAUUAAGGAUUGGAAUUCUCACAACCUCGGAUUUCCUUUGGGAGCAGACUGGGAUGGAUUGGAAUGAAGAAGUGGAAACUGAAAAGAACUUCAUUUCAAUACAGAUGACCAUGCAACCUGCAAUUCAAGUGUGGUUUGGAGAAGACCUGCCUCUAAGUCCACGGAGUCCUUUAACCCCCAGACACGGGCCAGGUUUGGCUGAUGUUUGUCAGUAUGAUGAGUGGAUAGCUGUGAGGCAUGAAGCCACCCUGUUGCCCAUGCAAGAAGAUCUGUCAAUCUGGCUAUCCGGUUUAUUAGGUACUGAGGUUAAGGCGGAAAGAUUAUUGGAAGAACUUGAUAAUGGAGUGCUAUUGUGCCAACUGAUUGAUGUUCUUCAAAACAUGGUGAAAGCAUACAACUCUGAGGAACUUGAGAAUUUUCCAAUGAGAAAAGUGCCCUGUAAGAAAGAUGCUGCUUCAGGUUCAUUCUUUGCUAGAGACAAUACUGCGAACUUCCUUCACUGGUGCAGGCACAUUGGGGUUGAUGAGACUUACCUCUUUGAAUCUGAAGGUUUAGUUUUACACAAAGACCCAAGACAGGUGUAUCUUUGUCUUCUUGAAAUUGGUCGAAUUGUGUCGAGAUAUGGGGUUGAGCCACCAGUAUUAGUAAAACUUGAGAAAGAAAUUGAACUGGAAGAGACCUUACUUAAUACUUCUGGGCCUGAAGAUUCCAUCAGCAUUCCGAAAUCAUGCUGUCAACAUGAAGAGUUACAUGAGGCCGUUAAACAUAUUGCUGAAGACCCUCCUUGUAGCUGUUCCCAUCGAUUCUCUAUUGAGUACUUAUCUGAAGGGCGGUACCGACUUGGGGAUAAAAUACUCUUUAUAAGAAUGCUCCACGGAAAACAUGUUAUGGUCCGUGUUGGUGGUGGCUGGGAUACUCUGCAAGGAUUUUUGCUUAAAUAUGAUCCCUGUCGAAUAUUACAGUUUGCUACACUAGAACAAAAAAUCCUAGCCUUUCAAAAAGGAGUUUCUAAUGAAAGCGUACCCGAUUCGUCUGCCAGAACACCUCAGCCACCUGACAUGAAUCCUUUGUCGGCAGUCAGCAUGUUUCAGAAACAAAAAUCAAAGCCCGGCCCGCCAGUUGGUGUUGCAAGGAGCAAAGAGAAGCAGGUGCGUCCGCCAGGUGGGUUGCUGCCCGCGGCUCCCCUGAACGGAGGGGAUCUGGGCUCUUCUCAUCUUAAGCUCAAAUCUUCGAAAGGCGCAGCGAAGAAACCACAGGCUCCUUCCGGCAGUGCGGCGGGUGCAAGCACUUCUGCAGCGGCUGCCCCCGGGGGCUCGGCGCGUGAACCUCGGCCACUGGGAAGAGGGGCCCCCCCCAGCGCCCCCGAGGCCCAGCUCCUUCCCGCCCCGAGGCCCGCCCGCCUGCCGGCCACGGCGCUCCUGCCCAGCCAGCCUGCGGGCAAAACCGAACCGAAGCCUUUGAAACCCGCUGCGGUCCGCGCCCGGGUGGGUCCCGAGUGUCCGGCCGCUGCACCCUCAGCCUCGUGCAAGCGUCCAGAGCCGCGGAGAGCAGAUACGCACCUAAGGCCGAGGCCUUCCCCCGCUCUCCGCCCCCCUGCAAAAAUGACAAAAUCCGGCCCCAAAAGCACCGCGCCCCGUCCAGGGCCACGGUGCCCGCCCCCUGCCGGAGCCCCCCGCGCCGCUCCCUCGGCUCCCUCGGCCGCAGCCGCAAAGGCCGCGCAGGACUCAGAAGGCAAGGCCGUGGUUCCAGGGGCCAAAAAACAGCCUCCCGGCCAAAGCACGUCCCCGAAGAGAGGCCCCAGCCCCGGCUGGCCCCGGCCCCCCGGCCGCGCCCCGCUGUCCCUCGUGAGCCUUCCCCAGGCGUCGGCCCAGAGCCCGACAGCGCGGGGGGCGGUGCGGGGGGCGGCCGGGGGCCAGCCUCCUGCCCCAGGGCCUCCGGGACGGGGACAGGGACGGGGACGGGGAGGAGGCCCGGCGGCAACCCGGGCACCGCCCGCACCCCGCAAGGAAGCCGCCAGCACCAGCGCGGGUAAGAAACCUACUGCAAAGAAGGAAGACGACGACCAUUAUUUUGUCAUGACUGGAAGCAAGAAGCCUAGAAAGUAAAUGCUGUGUGUGUCAUUUUAAGAACCCAGGAGAGGAAGAGCGUGGAAUGGUAGCACACAGCCUAAAACUUUCUCCUGUUGGUGUUUGACCAAAUCCGUUCAGAUUUAAGGCAGUAAGGAGGGGGAUUGGG
Nyctereutes procyonoides (raccoon dog) is the source of this 2767-nucleotide messenger RNA. It is a transcript of the gene GAS2L3, whose product is annotated as growth arrest specific 2 like 3. The record is from RefSeq and is a predicted model, not a curated record. Bases 586 to 2637 code for a protein of 683 amino acids. Gene Ontology annotation, molecular function: microtubule binding; cytoskeletal adaptor activity; actin filament binding. The transcript is spliced from 9 exons. Lineage: Eukaryota; Metazoa; Chordata; Mammalia; Carnivora; Canidae. Gene Ontology annotation, cellular component: actin filament. Gene Ontology annotation, biological process: actin crosslink formation.